GAGACGUGCAGUACAAGAAAAUCUUCUGCAAGGGGUCCAAACAGUGGAUGGUUAAGAAGGUCUACGAACCCUGUACUCACUACUUCCGGCCGAGUCUUAUCCAGCUGGCCGUAGACCGCAGACAAGACAUUCGCUUCAAGCACAGUCUCAUCUUCCCCAGCCCACCAUGCCACCCAGCAAGUGAAUUUCCAGUCACAUAAGCUACCACUGACAUUCAGUUUUACAAUACAGCCAUCUCACUCAUCUUACCUGCAACGGUGUUGUAAUUGGGUUGACUCUGCUAUACCACAUCCAAACAGCCUAAGCUAUCAUGUCUAACCUCAUCACACAGUCAAACGGACAGGCACACCUUAGUUUGAUGUCACUCCAUUACCCUGUCAAAACUAGAGUGAAUCGCCUAAAAGCUUACUCUGGCAGUGAAAAAUGUUGCAUUGUUGCAGCGACACUAACUGAUACAGUUUGUAUAUAUAAAUAAUGCCUUUGUAUUUCUAAUUUUUGAUUCAUUUUUAUAUAGUGAAAGGUCUCACUUUGAACAACAACCGUUUUUUACAAACUGUAAUAAAAUGUUUUGAUUCAUUGUCUGAUUCACAUAACUAACUGUCUAAUGCCACUUCCCUACUACGGAUGGAACCACUACAGUACCAGAAUCCUACAGAAUAUUUUCUCCUUCAUUCUAUAGGUUGCAUACUUCUAUUUCUGCCUGGUUUGGCAUAGUUCUCCUAGUAGAGAACCGGAAUAAGAGAACUAAGCUGAACCAGGCAGAACUAGAAAUAUGCAACCUACAGCUGAUAAUAAUAUACUGGUUUCUCGGUCCUGUUAAUGUUGCCUGAGCACGCAUAGUACCUGGCCCAGCUGGGCAUCUCAGUCAUUCAUUCUUCACCUCACGUAGUAAGUCAACAAUUUUUUUAUUUUUUUUUAUAUUUUUUUACAUCCAUUCAAAUUAUAAUAGUUCCUCACAGUAUUUGAAAAAUCUUUCCAACACUCUCCCCCUCGAUAAUCAGCGUCUCUGAUAAAUAGGCUAUGGACAUAUUGCGUGUAUUUGGUUCUAUUUUAAUGAUUGUCAAUUUCAUCAUCAUGCUAUAGCAUAGCGGUCCCCUUCAGACUUUCUUUGACAAUUCAUUAUCUUAUAGCCUACUUUCGGAAAGCCUAAGGUAGGCCUAGGUUUUUUCAUACAUUUUAAGGAAAGGAGAAAUAUUAUUAUUAUUUUUUAUUUAUUUCACCUUUAUUUAACCAGGUAAACCAGUUGAGAACAAGUUCUCAUUUACAACUGCGACCUGGCCAAGAUAAAGCAAAGCAGUGCGGUAAAAACAACAACACAGAGUUACAUAUGGGGUAAAACAAAACAAAGUCAAAAAUACAACAGAAAUACAUAUAUAUACAGUGUGUUCAAAUGUAGCAAGUUAUGGAGGUAAGGCAAUAAAUAGGCUAUAGUGCAAAAUAAUUACAAUUAGUAUUAACACUGGAAUGAUAGAUGUGCAAGAGAUGAUGUGCAAAUAGAGAUACUGGGGUACAAAUGAGCAAAAUAAAUAACAAUAUAGGGAUGAGGUAGUUGGGCGGGCUAAUUUCAGAUGGGCUGUGUACAGGUGCAGUGAUCGGUAAGGUGCUCUGACAACUGAUGCUUAAAGUUAGUGAGGGAGAUAAGUGUCUCCAGCUUCAGAGAUUUUUGCAAUUUGUUCCAGUCAUUGGCAGCAGAGAACUGGAAGGAAUGGCGGCCAAAGGAGGUGUUGGCUUUGGGGAUGACCAGUGAGAUAUACCUGCUGGAGCGCAGACUAUGGGUGGGUGUUGCUAUGGUGACCAAUGAGCUAAGAUAAGGCGGGGAUUUGCCUAGCAGUGAUUUAUAGAUGGCCUGGAGCCAGUGGGUUUGGCGACGAAUAUGUAGUGAGGACCAGCCAACAAGAGCGUACAGGUCACAGUGGUGGGUAGUAUAUGGGGCUUUGGAGACAAAACAGAUGGCACUGUGAUAGACUACAUCCAAUUUGCUGAGUAGAGUGUUGGAGGCUAUUUUGUAAAUGACAUCGCCGAAGUCAAGGAUCGGUAGGAUAGUCAGUUUUACGAGGGCAUGUUUGGCAGCAUGAGUGAAGGAGGCUUUGUUGCGAAAUAGGAAACCGAUUCUAGAUUUAACUUUGGAUUGGAGAUUCUUAAUGUGAGUCUGGAAGGAGAGUUUACAGUCUAACCAGACACCUACAUAUUUGUAGUUGUCCACAUACUCUAGGUCAGACCCGUCGAGAGUAGUGAUUCUAGUCGGGUGGGCGGGUGCAAGCAGCGUUCGGUUGAAGAGCAUGCAUUUAGUUUUACUAGUGUUUAAGAGCAGUUGGAGGCUACUGAAGGAGUGUUGUAUGGCAUUGAAGCUCGUUUGGAGGUUUGUUAACACAGUGUCCAAUGAAGGGCCAGAUGUAUACAAAAUGGUGUCGUCUGCGUAGAGGUGGAUCUGAGAGUCACCAGCAGCAAGAGCGACGUCAUUGAUAUACACAGAGAAAAGAGUCGGCCCAAGAAUUGAACCCUGUGGCACCCCCAUAGCUCUUGUGUCUGACAUACAGUUCAUUCGGAAAGUAUUCAGACCCCUUCACUUUUUCCACAUUUAGUUACGUUACAGCCUUAUUCUAAAAUUGAUUAAAUAAAACAUUUCCCCUCAUCAAUCUACACACAAUACCCGAUAAUGACAAAGCAAAAACAGGUUUUAGACAUAUUUGCUAAUUUAUAACAAAUAAAAACCUAAUGCCUUAUUUACAUAAGUAUUCAGACCCUUUGCUAUGACAUUUACAUUUUAGUCAUUUAGCAGACGCUCUUAUCCAGAGCAACUUACAGUUGCAGUGAAUGCAUACAUAUUUUUUUGUUUUUUUUCAUACUGGCCCCCCAUGGGAAACGAACCCACAUCCCUGCCGGCCAAACCCUCCCCUACCUUGGACCAAUUGUGCACCGCCCAUGGGUCUCCCGGUCGCAGCCGGCUGCGACAGAGCCUGGACUCGAACCAGGAUCUCUAGUGGCACAGCUAGCACUGCGAUGCAGUGCCUUAGACCACUGCGCCACUCGGGAGACUCGAACUGGAGCUCAGGUGCAUCCUGUUUCCAUUGAUCAUCCUUGAGAUGUUUCUACAACUUGAUUGGAGUCCACCUGUGGUAAAUUCAAUUGAUUGGACAUGAACUCCCGAGUGGCGCAGUGGUCUAAGGCACUGCAUCGCAGUGCUAGCUGUGCCACUAGAGAUCCUGCUUCGAAUCCAGUGUCGUCUAGGGUAGGGGAGGGAAUGGCCGGCAGGGAUGUAGCUCAGUUGGUAGAGCAUGGCGAUUCCCAUGUGGGGCCAGUAUGAAACAUUUAAAAAUAAUGUAUUCACUCACUAACUGUAAGUCACUCUGGAUAAGAGCAUCUGCUAAAUGACUAAAAUGUAAUGAUUUGGAAAGGCACACACCUGUCUAGUUGCAUGUCAGAGCAAAAACCAAGGCCAUGAGGUCGAAGGAAUUGUCCGUAGAGCUCCAAGACAGGAUUGUGUCGAGGCACAGAUCUGGGGAAGGGUACCAAAAAGUUUCAGCAGCAUUGAAGGGCCCACGAACACAGUGGCCCCCAUCAUUCUUAAAUGGAAGAAGUUUGGAACUACCAAGACUCUUCCUAGAGCUGGCUGCCUGAGCAAUCGGGGGAGAAGGGCCUUGGUCAGGAAGGUGACCAAGAACCCGAUGGUCACUCUGACAGAGCUCCAGAAUUCCUCUGUGGAGAUGGGAGAACCUUCCAGAAGCCUUCCUAUAGCCUAUUUAUCUUCAGGUGAUUCUUAACCAUUGACACAGCUUCGCCUGAGAUGGCUGCUGUUCAUGGUCUUGUGGUUCUGAAUGUGAGAUUGUGGGAAUUCCAAUUAUCAAUGUCCGUGGUGCUGAAUUGGAAACUCUACUAUAACGCUAUUUGCUUAUUUGUUUACCUUUACCAGUUUUCACGUGAUAAUGUCACCACAGUAACCUGCUACUAAUGAUGUUAGUAGUGAUGAUCAAUUAUUAGUUUUCUAUAUAAACAUAUGGAUUGGUAACCACUCUCUCCCCCUUACUCUCUUUCUCAGAGGCAAAUUAUGCCAGCAGCACCAGAGUCCCUUCCCCUGGUGACGUGCCAGCCCAUUGGUCAGACCGCCCUGUGCCCCUCCUCUAGUCCCGCCCUCUAUCCUGGCAGAUCCAUGCUGCUGGACACGCCCCACAGAGCCACUCCCACACCAUGAGCGCCAACGGGCCCGCCUCUGCCCCGGCAGCCCCAGCUGCAACCCCAGUCGCCCCGCCGGUGCCCAGUCCGGUAGCUGUCCCUCCGGCUGCCCCGGUCCCGGUGCCGACCGUCCCGGUGGGCGCGUUGGCACAGAAGAAGCGGGCGCAGUACGCCAAAAGCAAGAAGCAGGGCAGCAACGCCAACACCAGGCCUGCCAGGGCCCUGUUCUGCCUCAAACUCAACAAUCCCAUACGAAGAGCCUGCAUCAGCCUGGUAGAGUGGAAGUAUCCUUCACAACAGACCAGAGUGUGUGUGUGUGUCUGGGGGGUCAGGGGAAUGUUUGGCUGGAUGUCGGUAAUCUAUACCUUGUACUUUAGUGUGUGUUGCAGUGUGUGAUGUGUAGGUGAGUGCAUGAGAAGAACCAUCAGGGGCUCAGUUAAGGUCGAUUCAGGGCCAUCAGGCGAAUUUCCGCCCAUGCACCAAUUCAUGAUUUCCGUUUGUCUGAACCGUACAGUUGGUUAAAUGUUGAGUUGCACCUAGCCCAUGCCUAGCUUUAGUUUAGCCAUGUGCAGAGACUGUAUCCCAUCUCCAUUACCCCUCACACUCCAGUACAACUAGACAAGAGACACACCUUCAUGUUAAUCUCACUGCAGAGUGUGACUCACGACCCAAAACAAGAGUAUGAAAGUGAAACAGCAAGUCAACAUUUACUUUUAAUCAGUUCAUUCUAGCGUAGGUAGCCUACUGUAGGGAAAAGACAGAUUAUUUGACAGCUAUAGCCAGCGAUGCGGGAAUCAUUCUAGACUUUGUGUUUUUUCGGCGGUGCGUGCAAGAGAAUAGUCAACUGGAGGUUAAAGAAAUGAAAGAACAAAGUCAUUUUUUGCUGCCUCCUAAGGCGCAGUGAAAGUCACCACGUCCUAAAUCUUAAAAUACUGGUGGGGCGAGGGUGACUCAGUGACACGACACAGCUGUGUGAGCCUCUGCUGGGACGCUGCUGCUCCAGAAGACACAGUCAUCCGAACACUGUGAUAACUCUGCAAAUGAUCUCAUGUUAUUUAGAUGGGCCCUGAAUUGCCAAGUUGCAUUUUUAAUGUCAUUAUGCCUUUUUCUGACUCUCGCAACUUCCGAUGUCUUUGGCUUGAACUCUGUCUGUGUUUGAUGACUAUUGUUUGAACAGGAAAUAGUCAAAUGUUGACAUUGUGAAUAUAUUCAUGUGAUCCACUGCUUUGAUGAUUUUCCCUUAACCUUGUCUUCCAGGCCAUUUGAUAUCUUUAUAUUAAUUGCUAUUUUUGCCAACUGUAUGGCCUUAGCUGUGUACAUCCCCUUCCCUGAGGAUGACUCCAACUCCACAAACCAUGAC
Messenger RNA from Coregonus sp. 'balchen', 5530 nucleotides. The record is from the annotation of a GenBank genome assembly. NCBI's taxonomy places the organism in Eukaryota, Metazoa, Chordata, Actinopteri, Salmoniformes, Salmonidae.